Cynoglossus semilaevis (tongue sole) is the source of this 6157-nucleotide messenger RNA. RefSeq names its product low density lipoprotein receptor-related protein 4 (gene lrp4). NCBI's taxonomy places the organism in Eukaryota, Metazoa, Chordata, Actinopteri, Pleuronectiformes, Cynoglossidae. Gene Ontology annotation, biological process: receptor-mediated endocytosis. Gene Ontology annotation, molecular function: protein binding; hormone binding; calcium ion binding. The record is from RefSeq and is a predicted model, not a curated record. Gene Ontology annotation, cellular component: apical plasma membrane; plasma membrane; signaling receptor complex. The transcript has 38 exons. The coding region runs from base 248 to 5986 and encodes 1912 amino acids.
CCAGCGGCCGUGGUCGGAACAUAACAUGCUGGAGAGUGCGUCUGUCUUCUAUUACUUAACUUUUCAAUCCCUUUUUGUUGCCUUAUCGCACUUUGCGGAGAGGGGCCGGGUGAGGAAAGGCGUUAAAGAGUCAGUCAUGCUAUAAAGUUAGCGUGAAAGCCGGGCGUUGAAUCUUUUUCAUUCGGAGAAGGAGAAGGAAAAAGGGAGAAAGAAGCCUGGAGGAGUGAGAGAAAAGCGGGGUACCAAGAUGCAUCUGGUCGCAGUGUUGUGCGGAGCCCUGGCAACUUUGUUGCUCAGUCAGACAGGUGUUAAAGGCAGCACUGAGUGUUCAUGUGGGAGGAAUCACUUCACAUGUGCAGUUAGUGCAUUCGGGGAGUGUACCUGCAUCCCAGCCCAGUGGCAGUGUGAUGGAGACAACGACUGCGGUGACCACAGCGACGAAGACGGAUGCAUGCUCCCCACAUGUUCUCCACUGGAUUUCCACUGUGACAACGGUAAAUGCAUCCGCCGUUCCUGGGUGUGUGAUGGAGACAACGACUGUGAGGAUGACUCAGACGAACAGGACUGUCCUCCCAGAGAGUGUGAGGAAGAUGAGUUUCACUGCCAGAAUGGAUACUGCAUCCGCAGCCUGUGGCACUGUGAUGGUGACAACGAUUGUGGGGACAACAGUGAUGAACAGUGUGACAUGCGUAAGUGUUCGGACAAGGAGUUCCGCUGCACUGACGGCAGCUGCAUCGCCGAACACUGGUACUGUGAUGGAGAUACAGACUGUAAGGACGGAUCAGACGAGGAAAACUGCCCCUCAGAUGUGAUGACAGCUACCUGCAGCGUGGAGGAGUUCCAGUGUGCGUAUGGACGAUGUAUUCUGGAUAUCUACCACUGUGACGGAGAUGACGACUGUGGAGACUGGUCAGAUGAGUCCGACUGUUCCUCACAUCAGCCCUGCAGAUCAGUUGAAUUUAUGUGCAACAGUGGGAUGUGUAUCAACGCUGGCUGGAGGUGUGACGGCGAGUACGACUGUGACGACCAGUCAGAUGAGAAGAACUGCACCACAUCCAUGUGCACGGCCGACCAAUUCCGCUGUGGAACAGGACGCUGCAUCAGACUGUCAUGGAGAUGUGAUGGUGAGGACGACUGUUCUGAUCGCACCGAUGAGGAGGGCUGUGAGAAAACAGAAAAUCCUCCGUGUGCUCCUGAUCAAUUCCAGUGUGGGAAUGGGCGCUGUAUUGGUCAGAGGAAAGUGUGUAACGAAGUGAAUGACUGUGGAGAUGGGACUGAUGAACACCCGCACCACGACUGCCGCCCGCGCUCCACUGAGGGCAACUGUAACCAGAAUAAUGGAGGCUGCUCCCAGAAGUGUCAGAUGGUGCGAGGACUGGUCCAGUGCACCUGUCACACUGGAUACCGACUGAUGGACGAUGGCAAGGCGUGCCAAGAUGUGGACGAGUGCGCUGAGGAAGGCUACUGUAGCCAGGGCUGCACAAACACAGAGGGGGGGUUCCAGUGCUGGUGUGUACAGGGCUACGAGCUCCGACCUGACAAGCGCAGCUGCAAAGCUCUUGGUCCAGAGCCGGUUCUGCUCUUCGCCAACCGCAUUGACAUUCGUCAGGUUUUGCCGCAUCGUUCAGAAUACACCCUUCUACUAAACAACCUGGAGAACGCCAUUGCCUUGGACUUCCAUCACAGACAUGAGCUGGUAUUUUGGUCCGAUGUGACUCUGGACCGCAUUAUGAGGGCCAACCUCAACGGCUCUAAUGUAGAGGAGGUGGUCUCCACGGGUCUGGAGAGCCCAGGUGGACUGGCUAUUGACUGGAUACAUGAUAAAUUAUACUGGACCGACUCGGGAACGUCUCGUAUCGAAGUCGCCAACCUUGAUGGUUCGCAACGCAAAGUGCUGCUGUGGCAGAACCUGGAGAAACCAAGGGCCAUUGCCCUGCACCCCAUAGAGGGUAAAAUUUACUGGACAGACUGGGGCAACACGCCUCGCAUCGAGUACGCCAACAUGGACGGCUCCAACCGCCGGGUCAUCGCAGACACACACUUGUUCUGGCCUAAUGGCCUCACAAUUGACUACGCCAGCCGCCGCAUGUACUGGGUGGAUGCCAAACAUCAUGUCAUUGAGAAGGCCGACCUGGAUGGACGCAACCGCAAGGCUGUCAUUAGCCAAGGCCUCCCUCACCCAUUUGCCAUCACAGUGUUUGAGGACAGCCUCUACUGGACUGACUGGCACACCAAGAGCAUCAACAGCGCCAACAAAUUUACCGGCAAGAACCAGGCAAUUAUUCGCAACAAGCUUCACUUUCCUAUGGACAUCCACACUCUGCAUCCUCAGAGGCAGCCCACUGGAGGAAGGAACCGCUGUGGCAGCAACAACGGAGGCUGCAGCCACCUGUGUCUCCCCAGCAACAAGACGUACACCUGUGCCUGUCCCACUGGCUUCAAGAAGGUGGACCAACACAACUGUGCCACCGGUCUUGAUAAGUUCCUGCUUUUUGCCCGAAGGACGGACAUCCGACGAGUCAGCUUCGACACAGAGGAGAUGUCUGACGACGUCAUCCCUCUGGCUGACGUUCGCAACGCUGUGGCACUAGACUGGGACGCCAAAGAUGGCUACAUCUACUGGACUGACGUCACCACUGACUCUAUCAACAGAGCCCUGUGGAACGGCACUAGGCAAGAGGUGGUUGUGGACACCAGUCUGGAGAGCCCUGCAGGUCUGGCUAUUGACUGGGUGACCAACAAGCUGUACUGGACUGAUGCUGGAACAGACCGUAUUGAGGUUUCCAAUGCAGAUGGGAGCAUGCGGACCGUUCUGAUAUGGGAGAACCUGGACCGACCCAGGGACAUUGUUGUGGACCCGAUUGGAGGCUUCAUGUAUUGGACUGACUGGGGAGCCAACCCAAAGAUCGAGCGAGCAGAAAUGGACGCCUCAAAUCGAAUUGUCAUCAUCUCAUCUAAUCUGACGUGGCCCAACGGGCUCGCAAUUGACUACGAGACUAAACGCCUAUACUGGGCUGAUGCCGGCAUGAAGACUAUUGAAUUUGGCAACUUUGAUGGCUCUGACCGACAGGUUUUGAUUGGCAGCCAGCUGCCUCACCCUUUUGGCUUGACUGUACAUGAGGACAAGUUGUACUGGACAGACUGGCAGUCCAAAAGCAUCCAGAGUGCUGACAAGCUCACCGGGUUAGGGCGACACACGCUGGCUGAGAACCUGGAGAACCUGAUGGACAUUCACAUGUUCCACAGACACCGUGAGACAGUGCCUAACCCCUGUGCAGUGAAUAACGGAGGCUGCAGUCACCUCUGUCUCCUGGCUCCGGCUCCGAAAGCCUCGAGCUGUUCCUGUCCCACCGGGAUCAACCUGCAAUCGGACGGAAAGACCUGCAUGCCAGGAAUGAACAGCUUCCUGAUUUUUGCGCGGAGGACGGACAUCAGGAUGGUUUCUCUGGACAUACCGUACUUUGCUGAUGUGGUUUUGGCUGUUAACACCUCCAUGAAAAACACUAUUGCUAUUGGUGUUGACCCCAGAGAAGUGAAAGUGUACUGGUCAGACAGCACAUUAAAGAAAAUCAGCCGAGCUAACAUCGACGGAUCGGAACACGAAGACAUCAUAUCUACAGGGUUGGUGACGACUGACGGCUUGGCAGUUGAUGCUCGGGGCAGAAAAAUCUACUGGACUGACACUGGAACAAAUCGCAUUGAGGUUGCCAACCUUGAUGGCUCCAUGAGGAAAGUUCUGAUUUGGCAAAACCUAGACAGUCCCCGAGCCAUCGCUUUGUACCAUGAGAUGGGCUACAUGUACUGGACAGACUGGGGGGAGCACGCUAAGCUGGAACGUUCUGCCAUGGAUGGGUCAGAUCGCAUGGUCCUCAUCAGCAAUAAUCUAGGGUGGCCCAACGGCCUGGCCAUUGACAUGGCAGGUUCACAGUUACUGUGGGCUGAUGCUCACACAGAGCGUAUCGAGGCCUCUGACCUGAAUGGACAGAAUCGACACACCCUUGUGACUCCGGUCCAGCACCCUUAUGGUUUAACCCUGCUUGGCUCCUACAUCUACUGGACUGACUGGCAAAGCCGAAGCAUCCAGCGAGCUGACAAGAACACCGGUGCCAACACUAUCACGGUUCAAGCCAACCUGCCAGGCCUGAUGGACAUUCAGGCUGUGGACAGAGAGAAGCCACUGGGUUUCAACAAAUGUGGCAAAAGGAACGGAGGCUGCACCCACCUAUGCCUUCCUCGUCCCAACGGCACUUCCUGUGCCUGUCCAACUGGCAUCUUGCUCAAAGGAGACGGCAAGUCAUGUGAUGACUCUCCAGAGACAUUCUUGGUUUUCUCCAACCGUGUUAGUGUGCGCAGGAUCUCCCUGGACACCAACGACCACACCGACGUCCACGUUCCUGUGCCUGAUCUACACAAUGUCAUCUCCCUGGAUUACGAUAGUGUGGAUGCGAAACUUUAUUACACCGAUGUCACCUUAGAUGUUAUAAGACAUGCAAACUUAGAUGGCAGUAACAUGGAGACGGUGAUCAGCAACGGCCUGAAGACCACUGAUGGACUGGCCGUGGACUGGGUGGCCAGAAACAUGUACUGGACAGACACUGGACGUAACACCAUCGAGGUGGCCCGCCUGGACGGAACGGGCCGCAAAGUCCUCAUCAACAACAGUUUGGAUGAACCAAGAGCCAUCGCAGUGUUUCCCAGCAAAGGGUUCCUGUUCUGGACUGAUUGGGGUCACAUUGCAAAGAUCGAACGUUCUCACCUGGACGGCUCUGAAAGAAAAGUCCUGAUCAACACUGACCUGGGCUGGCCCAAUGGACUCACACUGGACUACGACAUACGCAGAAUCUUCUGGGUUGAUGCCCACCUGGACAGGAUCGAGAGUUCAGAUCUAAAUGGGAAACUGCGUCAGGUCCUCGUCAGUCCGGUGUCCCAUCCAUUCGCUCUCACACAGUUGAAGCCGGUCUCCUCCCCUCUAACUCCUUUCUCCCGACUCUCGCAGCAAGACCGGUGGAUCUACUGGACGGACUGGCAGACCAAGUCCAUUCAGAGGGUGGACAAACACACGGGGCGUAACAAGGAAACUGUACUCGCCAACGUGGAAGGACUCAUGGACAUUAUAGUAGUUUCACCUCACAGACAGACAGGUACCAACCUGUGUGGUGUCAACAAUGGUGGCUGCACUCACCUCUGCUUUGCGAAGACCAACAGUUAUGUCUGUGCCUGUCCUGAUGAACCAGACGGAAGACCGUGCUCCACCAUUUCCGGCUAUGUUCCCACGUCUCCCGCCAAAGCCACCAGCAGCACUCCUGUCCCAAACAAUAUCCCAACAGACUCUCCACACAGAGGACCCUCGCUGGUCAAUUGCACAGAUCUGGGUGGAGAAGGCUGCUCCAGCAACGUGGUGACAGCUCCUCAUGGAGAGGGUCUUCAUAUCAGCUACAUAAUUGGUGGAGUGCUGACCAUCUUGGCUAUUCUGAUCCUCAUCGCUGCGUUGAUCAUUUACAGACACAAAAAGUCAAAGUUUGCCGACCCGGGAGUGAGCAACCUGACCUACAGUAACCCUUCAUAUCGGACGUCGACGCAGGAAGUGAAGAUAGAGGCAUCGCAAAAGCCUCCAAUAUACAACCAGCUGCGAUAUAAGAAAGAGGGGGGAGUGGACGGAGGCUACACCAAGGAAAAAAUCCGCAUUGUGGAGGGCGUGUGUCUUCUGUCCAACGAGGAGCUUUACUGGGACGACCUUAAACAGAUCAAGCCGUCCAGAGGCGGCCUGCACACCUGCAUGCGUACAGACACUGUGUCCCUGCAGGCCAGUAGUGCUUCGCUGGAUGACGGCGAAACGGAGCAGCUUCUUCAGGAGGAAGCAUCUGAAUGCUCCUCUAUAACCACCCUGACUCCUUCUGCCAUCACCCCACAACGUCACACUCAGCAUAGCCUGCCUGACACUGGCUGGGCAUCGAUGCGCAAACCGUCCACUGAGAGUGAAGUGUGAGCGGAGUCCUCUGCCCUCUAAUCUCCAUCAAACCCUCUGUCAUCUUAAACACAUGUAUUUAUAGCAGGUACAAAAACACAAAGACAACAAUCCACAUUCUCUAGGAAUAUUUAGCUCCAGUGAAGCCAACAAACAAACACACACACACACACACACACACACACACACACA